AUGCGAGGAAAAACGUUGCAAAUUUUAUUAGUUGUGAUGAUCCUGCCACUAAUAAGUUUGGCCGCAGAUCCUGAAGCUGGUUUGCACAAAUAUCGUGCUUCGCCCAAACUCACGGGUCCUGUGAAACUCCUACACGAUCCCGAGGAUGCCAUAUUGAACACCUUGGAUGGGGCUCUGGAGAAGAUAUCAACGAUCUAUAUGCAGGCUUUGUUCGCUGGCACUCACACCCCCGAACUGGAAGCUCCACUGCGGGCCCUCGAAAUGGAGCUAUUCGAUCUGUUGGACCAGCUAUAUAACCAGAAUCGUCUCAAGGACUAUAUGAAGUACGAGGCGGAAGUGACGCGACAAAUGAUUAUCUACAACAUGCUCAAGCGAUUGUUUGGCUACACUCAGGAUGUUGUGGAAGUUGAGGCAGGAGCCCUCUGA
Molecule: messenger RNA, 426 nt
Organism: Drosophila elegans
Lineage: Eukaryota; Metazoa; Arthropoda; Insecta; Diptera; Drosophilidae
Exons: 1
Coding region: 1-426 (141 amino acids)
Source: RefSeq, a predicted model, not a curated record